Molecule: messenger RNA, 4618 nt
Organism: Sphaeramia orbicularis (orbiculate cardinalfish)
Lineage: Eukaryota; Metazoa; Chordata; Actinopteri; Kurtiformes; Apogonidae
Product: growth/differentiation factor 11
Exons: 3
Coding region: 424-1593 (389 amino acids)
Cellular component (GO): extracellular region
Molecular function (GO): growth factor activity; cytokine activity
Source: RefSeq, a predicted model, not a curated record
CCCCUUUUUGACCGCACUUGCACAUUUUUCAGUGACACUUCUGAACAUCCACACACCUCCAUGGACUAAAUUGUACAGAAGACCCCAAAAUCAGCCAUUAUACUACAUGUGAGCGGGCUAUGUAUUCAUCAGACAGAUAAUUUAACUUUCAAUCAAACAGAAUUUACCGAGACACAGUGGAACGCACUUUUUUUUUUUGACAAUUUAUUGCCAAAAGCUCCCGCUGCCAAAAAAAACCAACAAGAACAACAACAACUUCGGGUCGAUCGUAUUGGAAUAGAUGCAUGUCACUGGUUCCCUGCCUGUUGUAGGAUAAGGCAAGGAGCGGCACACAUCCGACAGAAAGGAUAUAACGGGAUAAAGCGAGUAUAAAGAGACGAAAACAAAGGGAAAAGUUGCACUGGGUAGUGUCCACGCAUCGUCAUGCCGAGGUACAACUUCUUACUGUGCUUGAUGGUGCUCAUCUCUCUGGGACAGUCGGGGAGCGAUGAGCCCAAUCUGCUGCUGCCUCCUGCCAGCGAGACGCCCACGGAUGCCGGGCUGUCCCUGCUGGAUGAGGACGCCGGUGCCCACGAGUGUUCCGCUUGUGUUUGGAGGGAGCAAAGCAAAGUGCUGAGACUGGAAACCAUCAAGUCUCAAAUCCUGAGCAAGCUGCGUCUGAAGCAGGCGCCCAACAUCAGCCGGGAGGUGGUCAAUCAGCUGCUCCCCAAAGCGCCUCCGCUCCAGCAGCUCCUGGACCACCACGACUUCCAGGGAGACGCGUCGUCCCAGGAUGAGUUUAUGGAAGAGGAUGAAUACCACGCCACCACAGAGUCCGUGAUCACCAUGGCCUCUGAGCCUGAGCCUCUGGUGCAGGUGAAUGGGAAGCCAAGCUGUUGUUUCUUCAAGUUUAGCCCUAAACUGAUGUUCACCAAGGUGCUGAAGGCCCAGUUGUGGGUGUACCUGCGACCGCUUCAGCAGACGUCCACAGUCUACCUGCAGAUCCUCCGACUCAAGCCUGUGACAGAGCAGGGCAGCCGCCACAUCCGCAUCCGCUCUCUGAAGAUUGAGCUCAACUCCAGGGUCGGCCACUGGCAAAGUAUUGACUUUAAGCACGUGUUGCAGAACUGGUUCAAACAGCCACACACCAACUGGGGAAUCGACAUCAACGCCUUUGACGAGAGCGGCAAUGACCUGGCAGUUACCUCGCUUCGACCCGGGGAGGAGGGACUGCAGCCGUUCCUGGAGGUGAAGGUUCUGGAGACGACCAAACGCUCUCGGAGAAACCUGGGCCUGGACUGUGACGAGCAUUCCACGGAGUCUCGCUGCUGUCGCUACCCUCUAACUGUGGAUUUUGAGGCGUUCGGCUGGGACUGGAUCAUUGCCCCCAAACGCUACAAAGCCAACUACUGCUCUGGCCAGUGCGAGUAUAUGUUUAUGCAGAAAUACCCACACACCCACCUGGUGCAGCACGCCAACCCCAGAGGCUCUGCCGGGCCCUGCUGUACCCCGACCAAGAUGUCCCCCAUUAACAUGCUCUACUUCAAUGACAAGCAACAGAUCAUCCACGGAAAGAUCCCGGGGAUGGUGGUGGAUCGAUGUGGCUGCUCUUAGGCAACAGGGGAGAUGCACACUUGUGUACAGCCACCAUUGCAUCAUACCACCCAAAACCCUUAUGGAGCUCUCCCCUGGCACCAGAACCCACAGCUCGGCACCAGAUUCCACUUUUUGCUCGGCCACAAAAACAUUCCACUGGGUUUCCAUUUUUUUCCAGUAAUUAAAUUGAUUCAAAAUGUAAAAGUUAUAAAUGAAAUAUGAAUCAAAAAAAGGACUGAGUGAUGGAAAAACAGUACAUUAUGAAUGAGUUUAAGAGGCUGUACUUGUGGAGCAGCCUCAUAAAACAGUAAAUGAGACAAAACUAUGUUAUUGUGUUAGUUUUGUGGGUUUUUAAAGAUUUUUUUUUUUUUAUCUUUGUGAAAUGUCCAUGUUAGUAGUGGAUUGAGAUGACAGGAGACAUACGUGAGCAUUUACAAUAUUUUUAAUGCAAUUUCAGUCUUAAUGGAGUUUAAGGGUCUUGACGAAACACUAUUUCACUGAUACACUUAACGGCUGAAAUUUAAUCCACAAAAUUGUUUGCAAGGGGGCAUGUUCAGUUCUUCUGCAGUCCAUCGCAUUAACAAAAACUCCCACAAGUAAAUUCAUGCUAAUGUGAGGAGGGUUUACCAUUAGAAAUACAAAAAUGUUGUUUACAGAUGUUAGAGAUGUGCUAUAGAGAUGUAAAGUGUUAAGGAGAUCCAAAACCAAACCUGUACCCUCUAUUAAUGUAUAACACCCCAGUGUGACAUUCUCGAGUAUCUACGAAAACCUUUCACAGUUACUUUGAUCUUGUUUUAUUUGUAGCCUUGUAAAACUCAAAAAAGAAAAGGAAGAGGUAUUUUAUCCUCCGUCUUUCAAAGUGUAUUAAAAAGCCAGUAUUGUGCCAUUCUGAAAAUGCACAGACUUAGUUUGGACUUGCACACUAAAGUUUAAAACAGAACUGUAACGUCGAUGCAGUUGGAAGGAGGAGGGUAUGUUUGUCAGGAUGCACAGGAACCCUCUGGUCACAUUUUUUAUUAUCUUUCUUAUUUAACAAAGAAAACACAUCCAUCAUUUGGACAGCAGAGAAGUAAAUGCACUGUUUCAUAACUUGAAGAGGCCUGGGACUGAGCAUGUAAUAACAAACACAUCAAAACCCACACACUAAUAUAUCAAUCACACAAGAAAGUACUAGUAUACUCAACCUGCUGUAAAAAAAAAAAAAUUAAAAUCACAUUUGAGUGAAUUACACAGCUGAGAAUAGUUCAAAACAUGAUUUUUGUUGUUAUCUGUAGAAGUCCACAUGCUCAUAUUUACAGCAGUGUACACAUCUGUUAAAAUUACACUGAAAUUAAGAAAAAGUAGUGGCUAAAAUCCAAUUUUAAGUGCAAAAUACUUUAAUGGCAGUUCUGUUUUCAGAUAUAAUAGUUUUUUAGACCGCAUCAAAACAUGCAAAAAAUAAAAAAUCGCAAAAAAAAUCUAAAGAAUGCAACUCAACCACUGACCUUAGUUUAGAGAACAUAUUCGAUUGCAUUUUAAAAUGCCCCCAUUCACUUCAACCUCAACUGUGUUAUCAUUAUCAUAACGGGAAAAAAUAUUGUUAGUGCUUGAACACAGAAUAGAUUAGUAAGCUAAACGUCUGUCUUUGUCUCCUGGAUGUCAAAGCAAAGAUAUCCUUUUGUUGUAAACGAAAGCACUAUGCUGUUGGAUAAAGGAAGAGCCUUCUGACAUUAUAUAUAAAUGAUAUAUGUAUAUAUUAAAAAGGGGUACAAAAACCUUUUUUGGGGCACUCUACCUUUCCAACAAUAAAUUUUGCACUAUGGGACGUUCAUGGCGUGAGGAGGUAAAGUGUUGUUUGUGUUUUACCAAGCACAAGAGAGCUUGUACAGUAUAGGAUAAAAAAAAAAAAAAAACUAUUCAAGCUUCUGGUGAUAAACCGUAUGUAUGAACUAGAAAGGUUAUCACUUCUUUUUGAUACCAUCACGCUUUCCUGACUUUUGUCUGAAGCGGGGGCCUGUCCAUACACUCACACACUUUUAUCCAAUCUGGAACCUGGACGUACUGUACCAGCGGCCUGAAAGGCCUCCUUGCCCACUUUGGGUGAUAAGUCAUGUGUGUAAUAAGUGUCUGGAUCAAUGAACAUAGAAUGCUUUAACUGGAAAUGGCCCGCCCACCAACUUUAAUCUGUUACCAUGUUAGAGAGACUACGUCCUUUUGACUUAAACAAUGUGUUGACUGUCUUGCAUAGACAUGUUUUUGCCUUUGUGUGUAUUUUAAGUGAAAGCACCCAUGUAAGAAUGGGAGGAGUAUCCAGGGAUUGCUAGCCAAAGUAGAGGAUGACAUGUUGUGUGCUGUAACUUUUGUGAUUGCAGGAAUAUGCUAGAACAUUUCAAAGGGAGGAAAGCUGGUAGGGGCAGUGGUUGGAAAUAAUUAAACUGGUCAAUUGUCUAUUUAUUAAUAAUUACAAUGCAUUUCAAAGUCUGUCUACCUCACUUUAGCCUUCUAAAAACCUUGCUUUGUUUUAAAUUUGUCAUCGAUUAAUCUGCGCAAACAUUAAACUCAUAAGAAGCCCCUUCCCCCCCAAAAAAUGUAGAUGAAAACCACAGGGUUCCCUUGCUCUCAGGUUCAGAUUGAGUUAUUGACAGAGUGACUGAUGGUAGCGGCUCUGGUAAUAUGUGUGGUCAAAGGAAAUAAUAAUGAUAAUUAGCUGUGCCCACAACUAUGGCUUAACUAUGGUUAAAGCUGUAAGAAGUUGCAUUUUGAAUUUUCGUGUUUGUAUACUGGUAUGUGUGAGAGUGUUUUCAUAUAAAUAUAUGAGAGUAAGAAAUCUCUAUGUAAAUACCUACCCAAAUGUUGACAUUUAUGAUGUUUUGGACAGGUUCACCGCUUCUAAUGUUUUUCUCACUUUCCCCCUUCAUUCCUCCGUUCUUUGUGUAGUUAAAAAUCACCCCAACUUUGUAGUUUAAUGGUUGUGCAUAUGAAUAACUGUUCAAUUGUUAUGUUUGCCUUUUUUGUUUAUUUACUGUCAUUUUUCUUUUGUACAAUAAAUCAUUUAUUUAGCUUA